This is a messenger RNA of Rhagoletis zephyria (snowberry fruit fly), 677 nucleotides long. NCBI's taxonomy places the organism in Eukaryota, Metazoa, Arthropoda, Insecta, Diptera, Tephritidae. The record is from RefSeq and is a predicted model, not a curated record.
AUGAACGACCCCGGCUUCCCUGACAAGGACCGCGCCUCGCUGGAGGCCCUCGGCUACCGCAUCACCGGGACGGCGCCCAUCAACUCGGGCGCCUUUGUGCAGGUCUUUCGCGCCACCCGCAAGGGCGAGCCCUGUGCGGCGAAGGUGCUCAACCUGACGCUGCUUGGGAAGGUGCUCGGUGAGGAGGGGCAGAAGGACUACCGUCUCAAGAGCCUGCCUCGGGAGCUGUGCACACUUCGCAAGCUGAAACACCCGCACCUGGUGGCCAUCCACGACGUCUACUCGCUGGGAAGCCUCUCCUGGGUGGUCCUCUUCCUGGAGCUGGCCGACGGCGGCGACCUCCUCGAUCUGCUCAAGGACAAGGGCACCUGGCUGUCGGAGUUUCGUUCUCGAAGUCUCUUUAUGCAGUUCGGUGACGCGCUGCGCUACCUGCACUCCAUCGACACCGCCACCGCUCACCGGGACGUCAAGUGCGAGAACGUGUUACUCAACCAGGACCGGACGGCCUGCAAACUGACUGAUUUUGGCUUUUCACGCUCCGUCCUAGACGCAAUCACCAGCCGACGAGGAGUACCCGACGGCGGCAGCGGCACCUACUGCGGUUCCCAAGCCUACUCACCACCUGAAGUAAUCAAGGGGACGACGCCCUGCGACCCGAAAAAGGCAGACGUGUGGAG